AAAACGGAGUAUAGACACACACAAACACAAUUCGUCUUCUAUAUACAAAAUUCAUUCAUCCCAGUUUUGUUCGAAAAUCUUCAAUGGAUUCCCAAUCACAUCCAGUUCAAGAACCAUCACAAACCCUAAAUUCGUUUCAAAGUUCUUCAGAUUUGUACUGUCAAAACCCUUCACAAACCCUAGGUCAAGAUCCCCCACCAGGUGUUUGUGAUAAUUCAGCUCAAAACAAAAUGUCAGAUUUGAAUUCGAAUCAGCCAUUGUUGUCCGGUAAUGGGUUGAUUAGUACUCAUAGUGGUGGUGCCGAGUCAGGUGGUGAAGAAGAAACUUCCAGUAGAAGAAGGAGGAGAAGCCGAUGGGACCCACCCCCGACUGAUUCGAGCAAUGAUGGCACUGGAGCUGGACGGAAGAGGAAAUCGAGGUGGGCAGACGAUGAGCCGAAGCCAGUGAUUCAGUUACCUGAUUUCAUGAAGGAUUUCGCUGGAGGUAUUGAAUUUGACCCUGAAGUACAAGCUCUUAAUAGUAGAUUACUUGAAAUUAGUAGGAAACUGCAAUCUGGUAUGCCUUUAGAUGAUAGACCUGAAGGAGCUCGAUCCCCUUCGCCUGAACCUAUAUAUGAUAAUAUGGGUGUACGUAUAAAUACCAGGGAGUAUCGUGCUCGAGAAAAACUAAAUAGAGAAAGACAAGAGAUUAUAUCACAGAUAAUAAAGAAAAAUCCAGCUUUUAAGCCACCAGCAGAUUAUAGGCCUCCUAAGCUUCAUAAAAAGCUUUACAUUCCAAUGAAGGAGUACCCCGGUUAUAAUUUUAUCGGCCUUAUAAUUGGACCCAGAGGGAAUACUCAGAAGAGAAUGGAAAAGGAGACUGGAGCAAAGAUUGUAAUUCGAGGGAAAGGGUCCAUUAAAGAAGGGAGGUUCCAACAGAAAGGGAAUUUGAAACAUGAUCCCUCAGAGAAUGAGGAUUUACAUGUCCUAGUCGAAGCUGAUACUCAGGAGUCACUUGAGGCUGCUGCAGCUAUGUUGGAGAAGCUUUUGCAGCCUGUCGAUGAAGUACUUAAUGAGCAUAAGAGGCAGCAGCUCAAGGAACUUGCUGCGUUGAAUGGAACUAUUAGAGAUGAAGAGUUUUGUAGGCUUUGUGGUGAACCAGGUCAUAGGCAAUAUGCUUGUCCUUCUCGCACCACCACAUUUAAAAGUGAUGUGCUUUGCAAAAUAUGUGGUGAUGGAGGACAUCCCACUAUAGAUUGUCCAGUGAAAAAUACUACUGGAAAGAAAAUGGAUGAUGAGUAUCAGAACUUCUUGGCGGAAUUGGGAGGGACAGUUCCUGAAUCAUCACUUAAGCAGAAUGCAGCAACUCUUGCUCUUGGUCCCGGAAGCACAGGCAGUAAUCCUCCUUGGGCCAGCAGUAAUAGUGCAAGUGGUGGUGGUACCACUUCACACCCUGGAUUAGGGUCAAAUAUAAUGAAGCCAAAAGAAUUUGACGAGACAAACUUGUAUAUUGGUUACCUUCCUCCUACUCUAGAUGACGAUGGGUUGAUCAAUUUAUUCUCUCCCUUUGGUACCAUCGUAAUGGCUAAAGUUAUAAAGGAUCGUCUCAGUGGUCUGAGUAAAGGUUAUGGUUUUGUUAAGUAUGCAGAUGUUCAACAAGCUAAUAGUGCUACUGUUGGCAUGAAUGGUCAUUGUCUUGAUGGGAGAACUAUUGCUGUGAGAGUAGCCGGCAAACCCCCUCAGCCUGCUGUGCCUCCAAGCCCUCCUGCUCCAGCAAUGCCCCCAUAUCCUGUUCCUAAUCAGGCAUCCGGAGUCUAUCCGUCUCAGCAGUAUGCAACGGGUGGUCCCAUUGGUCCCCCGGGUGGCUAUGCUGGGACUCCAGUUCCUUGGGGACCACCUGUGCCUCCACCAUAUGCCUCUUACCCGCCUCCUGGAUCAACCAUGUAUCCUCCUCCUCCAGGUCAAUUUGUACCUCCAUAUGGUGCACGGUAUCCUCCACCAAUGCCAACACCAUCUUCCGGUGUCCCUACUCAGACAGUUUCUUCUGGCGAAAACCAGCAAAAUUAUACAUCUUCUGGUGAGACACAACAAAGUUAUCCUCCCGGAGUGCAAUCUCAUAAUAGUGCUCCUGUUCAAUCGCUUCCCAGUUAUGCCUAUGGCAAUUCCGUCGCUGCAAUGUCACCCCAUACCCAACCUGCAUAUCCAACAUCUUCAUACAGUUAUCCUUCUUAUUAUGGCAUGGCACCACCACCUCCUAUUCCUCCAACUGCAACACAGUCCAGUAUAGAUCAUUCACAGAGUAUGAGCAAUGUUCCUUGGGCCUCAAAUCCACCAGAACCUGCAUCUCCACCUCCACCUCCACCAUCUGCAGAGAAACCUCCAUAUGGUACAGAUGCAGAGUAUGAAAAGUUCAUGUCGGAGAUGAAAUGAUGAUGCAGGCUGAUUGUUGGAGCACUUCACAUGAUUUCUUACCUCUUGCCAUGUCUUGUUUCUUUAACCGUGCUGUACUAUUAUGAUAUUUGCAGAGAGAUGAGGAGUUCAGUCCAUUCCUCAUGUGUUGGAGCAGCUAAUUAGGUGCCAUAUGGAUAUUAAUGAUGCCGAACAUUCGUCUUUUGUCAUAGCUGCCUAGCAUAUGAUUUCAAACUUAUUGAAUUAUGCUGUUGGAUUUUCUUGACGACUGAUCACUAACAGUUUGUGUUGUGUUUUUUUCCUCGACUGACAUUCACUACUUAUCAAUUUUUGUUUUCUUUGCUAUACUGGUUUUCACUCUUAGUUUUUAGAACUAAUAUAACUAUGAGAUAAUAUUCAGACAGCAGCCUGAUGCUUGCCUUUGCUAUUUCUCUCCAGAAGGUGCAUCUUCAAGAUGUGAAGGUCCUCAGGGUAUGUGACUUGAUAGUAUGACUAUUACGUUCACAUGUCUCCGGAUUAUUUCUUUGUUAUUUGAUUCUGAUGAUGUCUUGUGACAGGAAAAGAUUCUUGUAGUGCAAUGGGCAAUCCUGUUCUGGGCCGAGUGUUGAGAAAUUUUCUUAUCCUCAUAUAUAGUUGUAUUAAAUUUAACCUUGUCGGCUUUACUUGGUUAUUCUUUAGAACUAGAUUUCAGCACCAAGAGAGAUAAUUUAGCUCAUCAAACUGGGUAAGAAGAAAAGCUUAGGGAGUAAGAAGAGAUAAUAUUAAAUGCUUACUGUUUGAGUCGUGUAAGCAGUAAUGGACUAAGUUUUUCGUGUUGUAGUGAGCGUAAGGGUUGCUGUAUUAUCAUUUGAUUUUAGCUAUUUGUUAAGCCAGAAGAGCAUAUUGUCGUAGGAAGCUAGCAUUAACUUAGAAUGUGGAUACUUCGAGAUAGAUAUUGUGGUUGUGAAGUCUUUGAGAGUAUAUACAGUGAGUUAUGUCAUACUACUAAAGAAGGUUAAUAACAUGCUCUUUUCUUUUCAA
Messenger RNA from Solanum pennellii, 3407 nucleotides. Its product is annotated as splicing factor-like protein 1. NCBI's taxonomy places the organism in Eukaryota, Viridiplantae, Streptophyta, Magnoliopsida, Solanales, Solanaceae. Gene Ontology annotation, cellular component: nucleus. The coding region runs from base 84 to 2408 and encodes 774 amino acids. Gene Ontology annotation, molecular function: zinc ion binding; mRNA binding. The record is from RefSeq and is a predicted model, not a curated record. The transcript is spliced from 2 exons. Gene Ontology annotation, biological process: regulation of mRNA splicing, via spliceosome.